AUGGAAGGAGGCGCCAUGGGCGAGUUCGCCAAUCGGCUUAAACAGGAGUUCGAGGACCAAGACUCCAACGCCAGCGACGGUGACGAGUGUCAAGACUGGUUCGUGAAUGACUCACCCAAGCGUGAAGUUGCGCUCCGUAUGGACGACGAGUCUUCUCCUAAGCCUGACAGCACGAGAGACGCCACGAUUCCUCCAAGAACGACUCGAUCUGUUAGCAGUCCGUCCAAGCCAUCAGCCAAAACUUCCGACACGAAAACAAUUGACGAGGAACACGAAGAUUGUGACGCAUGCAGUGGUCCGAUGGCAUUUUUGCACCACACACCAUCAACAUUCUCGAUUCUAGUCAUGGAAUUCGGUACGGGCGUUGAGGUUCCUCGCUACGGGACGAAGUUUUUCCGGAUCUACAUCCCGCAAGUUCACACCAAUCAGACGGACUUUUGUCUUUUUGCAAGGAAGCGACUCGGCAAGUACAAGUAUCGAUUCAGUUUGGACGAGAAAUUUACGACAAACUGGACGGACAAUAUGUACGAUGGGAGAGUUCUCAUGACGCCGUCUGCAGACACGAAGCGCUUUCGACUCCUGGCCGCGAAGUCAGCGGGUCGAGUUCAUUUUGACAUCAAACAAGAGGCGAGAAAGCAGGAGCUGAGUGUCCGAUUAAACUCCUCGUCCACUCGGUUCAAAUUCUUCCGAGCGCGUUCCACUUCUCUCGAUAGCAAGAGUGAAGUUUACCGCUCUAACAUUCAGAAAUUCAUUAAUCCGAUGGCGGAUGUUCGAUGCUCGAAAACCAACUACACGUUGUUUAAGAUGGAGAAAGAGGGCGAAGUGGGCAGCCAGAAGUACGUCAUCUCCUACAUGCGACCAUUCUCACUUUUCCUCAGCUGCUGUAUCGCUGUAGGCGUCGAAGCACACGUGCUAGAGUAA
Messenger RNA from Phytophthora nicotianae INRA-310, 921 nucleotides. RefSeq lists its product as hypothetical. The record is from RefSeq and is a predicted model, not a curated record. Lineage: Eukaryota; Oomycota; Peronosporomycetes; Peronosporales; Peronosporaceae. The transcript is spliced from 8 exons. The coding region runs from base 1 to 921 and encodes 306 amino acids.